Iphiclides podalirius (scarce swallowtail) is the source of this 366-nucleotide messenger RNA. NCBI's taxonomy places the organism in Eukaryota, Metazoa, Arthropoda, Insecta, Lepidoptera, Papilionidae. The record is from the annotation of a GenBank genome assembly.
AUGCAGACUCGGGACAGCGUGGCCCAACACCCGGACCUGAAGGAAGUAAAGGGAGUCGCCGAGUACGUUUCAACACCAGCGCGUGACGUAACCGUAACUCCGGAGAAGUUCUUCAACAGACCCGUUUUCGAAGACUGUCGAACAAACGAGAAGCUUCUCCAUGGUCGCAUUCAUUCGCAACAUCAAUGGGCGUCAUAUCACGCGGGCUCGCAUCUUCGCCUGCCGCUCGAGUGCCCCUCCACAUUCAAAUUAUCAGAUACGUCGAUCAUGGCGGCGGCUGAACGCGCCACUUUUGUACAAUCGCAUGUACCGACAACGGGAGAACAGACCUCCGCCAUUGUUCGACGCGCUCGCGCAUCUGCCGAC